GCUUGAACGCCGUUCAGCUCGUUGUCCAACAGGUCCUCAAUCCACCACAAAAUGGAGUCGCUGCGUUUCCUCGGUUCGCUGACCGGCCACAAGGGCUGGGUCACUGCCAUCGCCACGUCCUCCGAGAACCCUGACAUGAUCCUGACCGCGUCCCGAGACAAGACGAUUAUUGUAUGGCAGUUGACGCGUGACGAGGAUACGUACGGCUACCCCAAGCGCAUUCUGCACGGGCACAACCACUUCGUGUCCGAUGUUGUGAUUUCGUCUGACGGCCAGUUCGCCCUCUCCUCCUCUUGGGAUCACACUCUCCGCCUGUGGGACUUGAACACUGGUGCCACCACGCGCCGUUUCGUUGGCCAUACUUCCGACGUCCUUUCCGUCAGCUUCAGCGCUGACAACCGACAAAUUGUCUCUGGUUCGCGCGACCGCACCAUCAAGCUGUGGAAUACCCUCGGAGAGUGCAAGUAUGACAUUAAGGACGACGGGCACACAGAGUGGGUAUCUUGCGUGCGAUUCAGCCCCAACGUCAUGAACCCUGUCAUUGUGUCUUGCGGAUGGGACAAGGUUGUCAAGGUUUGGGAACUCUCGAAGUUCAAGCUGAAGACCAACCACUACGGCCACACCGGUUACAUCAACACCAUCUCCGUCUCACCAGACGGCUCGCUUGCUGCUUCCGGCGGCAAGGACGGUAUCACCAUGCUCUGGGACUUGAACGAGGGCAAGCACCUCUACUCCCUCGAGGCCGGUGACAUUGUCAACGCCCUCGUUUUCUCUCCCAACCGUUACUGGUUAUGUGCUGCUACUGCCAGCUGCAUCAAAAUCUUCGACUUGGAGAGCAAGUCGAUUGUUGACGAGCUCAAGCCCGACUUUGUUGAUGUCGGUGCCAAGUCGCGGGAGCCUGAGUGUGUUUCCCUCGCAUGGUCGGCGGAUGGUCAGACUCUCUUCGGUGGUUUCACGGACGACGUCGUCCGGGUAUGGGCAGUCUCUUCGUAAAGUAUUUCGGGGUGGUGCUUCUCGGAUGCUUUUGUUGUUUUCUAUGUUAUGUAGCCUCGA
Messenger RNA from Gloeophyllum trabeum ATCC 11539, 1053 nucleotides. Its product is annotated as WD40 repeat-like protein. The record is from RefSeq and is a predicted model, not a curated record. The transcript has 5 exons. Gene Ontology annotation, molecular function: ribosome binding; protein kinase C binding; translation regulator activity. NCBI's taxonomy places the organism in Eukaryota, Fungi, Basidiomycota, Agaricomycetes, Gloeophyllales, Gloeophyllaceae. Gene Ontology annotation, biological process: rescue of stalled cytosolic ribosome; positive regulation of protein phosphorylation. The coding region runs from base 52 to 993 and encodes 313 amino acids. Gene Ontology annotation, cellular component: cytosol; nucleus.